CGCUGCAUAGAGAAGAGCAACAAAGCUAAAAAAACAAAAUUCCGAUAAACACUAGAAACUUAUCUGAUUUGUGAGAUUUUUAAGAGAGAAAAAGAAGAAGAAUCAUGGCUGCUGUUGAAGAAGGACAAGUUGUUGGAUGCCAUACUUUGGAGCAUUGGACUGGCAACCUUGACAAAGGCAAAGAACAGAACAAAUUGGUUGUGAUCGAUUUUACUGCUUCAUGGUGCGGUCCUUGUCGCAUGAUUGCACCUAUCCUAGCUGAAAUCGCCAAGAAGCUGACCAAUGUAUUGUUCCUUAAGGUGGAUGUAGAUGAAUUGCAGGUUGUUGCUCAGGAAUGGAAAGUAGAAGCAAUGCCAACUUUUGUCUUCCUCAAAGGUGGAGUUGAGGUCGAUAGGUUUGCUGGAGCAAACAAAACCAAGUUGGAGGAACUGAUCACAAAGCACUCGUGUUAAGUUUAAGCCAAUUACGAUAGACUUAUUAUACAUGUAUUUGGAGUUUGCCUUUAAAUUGCCAUCCAUGUUUGAGGAUGUGACUUUGCUAUGCAUGAAUCUGUAAGAACAGACGGGGUAUCUGUCUUUCUUUUUAAUAAACUCCAGUUUAUGUUUAAGCCU
Papaver somniferum (opium poppy) is the source of this 611-nucleotide messenger RNA. RefSeq names its product thioredoxin H-type 1-like. Gene Ontology annotation, molecular function: protein-disulfide reductase activity. The record is from RefSeq and is a predicted model, not a curated record. The transcript is spliced from 3 exons. Lineage: Eukaryota; Viridiplantae; Streptophyta; Magnoliopsida; Ranunculales; Papaveraceae. The coding region runs from base 105 to 452 and encodes 115 amino acids.